CCCGUCGUUAUCGAACCAAUGGAGACCCCACUCCCUUCUUUAUCGCAACUACCCCCAAAUCCUACUCCCGCCGCCGCCGUCUCUUCCGCUAUUCCGGCGGCAGUCAAGAGCGUAGCCGUUCAGCAACCGAUCGAUGGAUCUCCACGCGCCGUCGCUGUUGAUACCGGAGGUCAUCCGGAGCCACUUCCGGCUGUUCCCGGCGCUAAGCUUCGUCUUAUGUGUAGUUUUGGUGGCCACAUCAUGCCUCGUCCACACGACAAAUCGUUGACGUACUCCGGCGGCGAGACUCGUAUGGUCGUUGUUGAUCGACGUGCAUCACUGUCAUCGCUCCGAUCGCGUCUCUCUAGUAUGCUUCUCAACGGCCGGUCCUUCACUCUCAAGUAUCAGCUCCCUAGCGAAGAUCUCGAUUCACUCGUCACCAUCACUACCGAUGAAGAUCUGGAGAAUAUGAUUGAGGAAUACGAUCGCGCGACUUCUUCAGCGACGGCGACUGCUACGCAACGGCUCCGGUUGUUUCUUUUCGCCAAUAAGCUCGAGACCGCCGCUACUAUGGGAUCUCUGCUUGACGGCGCGAAAUCCGACACAUGGUUCGUCGAUGCUCUGAAUCAAUCUGGUUUGCUUCCUCGUGGUUUAUCAGAUUCCGCCGCCGUGAAUAACUCCUUGGUGAAUCUCGACGAAGCUAGCGGCGGAGAGACCGAGAUCCAAAACCUAGAAACUAAUGUUGGUGGCGAGAACAAUAAGCGAGCGGAUUUGGUUGCUAACGGUGUGAUUUCGCAUCAGGAGAUGCAUAUGAGCUCGAUGCCUGAUUCGCCAAUGAUGGAAGCCGCUGGUUCUUCGAUAGGAUCUUCUUCUUCUUCUCCUUCCACAUCCAAUUUGCCACCGAUUCGCGUUAGAGUCAGUGAAGACCAGAGGAUAGAGGAACAAUUGGCGCAGAUGACCUUCUCAAACAUGCAAACUCAGAGGCAAUUUGAUGAUGGUGUUAGCUUGAUGGCAAAUCGGCCAAUGAUGAUUCCAUCUGGUGCCAUGAACGAUGCUGCUGCGAUGGCGUAUAACAACGCACCUAGUGAUGGUGCUGCUGCUACAAGCAAUGGCCAGGUUUCACCGGACGACGAUCGAUCCGAUUCAGGUCUAUCAACUGGCUACAGGAAGCCACCUUUGCCGAUGCAACCAGUAGCGAUCCCACCUAGAACUAUUGGAGGGUAUUGCUUGACAUCCCCUGAUUCCGUUGCAAGUGAUACUAGCAUUUCUUCUGCUAAUUCAUUUUCAAAGCCGAUGUACUACCAAGACCAACCUCCAGCUCUGCCUAGAGCUCCUCCAGUGACGCAGCCUGAAACCACAUCGGUCCAAAGCUCUCAAGUCUUACCUCAGACUGAAAACACUUCAGCCCAAACCACCUCCCACGUCCUAUCUCAGCCAGGUACAUAUACAACUAUGGAUCAACAACAACACCAACCUCUGGCUCAACAACCUUUCUUACACCAAGGCGUUCAGUAUAUCCCUCACCCAUCACAAUACAUCCCGGUUUACUCUCAUCAGCAACAAAACUACCCUGUUUACGUGAUGUCUGUCCCGCAAUCUCAGCAGUAUAUCCCAGCAGGAACUCCCCCACUCUACCCAAACUCAAAACCUGCCACAAACUCGAGACCUGAAGCUGCCCAGAACGUUUACCGUGCCGCUCCCCCUCAGGUUAUUCAGCUUCAGCAACAGCAUCAGUACAUGGGUUACACUGGAGCUCCUCAACAUAGCACAAACGCAAACGCCAAUUAUGGUACUGGAGCUCCUCAACAUAGCACAAACGCAAACGCCAACUACGGUGGACCCUAUGAAUACACAAACUCUCCAAAUGAGACAGUGUAUUACCACACACAACCUCCUGCUGCCAACACUGCCAUUCCAUUAGCGUCUCCAUACCAAAGCAUGACACCAGCAGCAGCCGCAGCAGCUCUAGCCGAUAUGUCCAAGCAAAUGGCUCUUGACGGCGGCAAACAGCAACAACAUAUGGCUGCGUCUCCGCCGCUUUAAACGCUGGAUCUUUGGUAAUAAACGCGCAAAGUGUUAAGUAUAGCCGACACAGUCCGCUCUGGUCUUUUUGCUUAUUACAUGUAACGUCGUGUUACAUCUCGUUAGAUAUACAUAGGAUUUGCUAUUUCGUUGUUCUUAUCGUAGUUUGCUAAUGUCUUUCUCUUUUUCUAUAUUUGAUAAAUAAAAAUGUUUGGAUAAU
Messenger RNA from Arabidopsis arenosa, 2221 nucleotides. Lineage: Eukaryota; Viridiplantae; Streptophyta; Magnoliopsida; Brassicales; Brassicaceae. The record is from the annotation of a GenBank genome assembly.